UUUUUCAUUGAAAAUAUUCCUAUUCUGUUAGUUCACCUGACUCGUAUAUGUCGUUUUUAUUAUUUUUUAUUGGAAUAUCCCAUACCAAAUGAGGGGUGAUUUUGUUAUUUUCUUCAACUUGUUCCACAAAUUUAGAAUAAAUACUGAGCUCUUCUUUGGUAUACUGAUUCAUUUCUUUUAAAUCUCUGAUGACUUUAUAUUGAUUAAACAACGAAUUUCUAAGCUUCACAAGAUCUUUUACUAUUUUCCUAAUAUUCCCAUACGCCUUCACAGCUGGGCUCUUUUUGUCAGAUAUAAUCUGAGCAACCUGCGUCUCUAGCACAGUCUCUAUAAAUCUUGACUUCAUGUCAAAUUUUUCCUUUGAAAUAUACUUCUCUCUUCUCUUCUUAGAUUUACUCUUCCUUACAAUUUCAGAUCUUUUUACUUCUUUGCUGGCUGCAAUAAAGCACUUUGUAUGAAUACUAACAAUAUUUUCUAGUAUAUCGUUGAACUUUUCUUUAAGAUAUUCCACCCUAUUCUCAGAGCAAUCUGAGGAUUGAGUUUUCAUCUGAUGUAUAGUAGAAUACCUGACCUCUUCAGGAUUCUCGAUCAACUUCUUCAUGAUAUGAUUGUUCAUAAAAUCCUCAUACUCAUGAAGUUUAUGCUCAUAUUUCUUCCCAGUCUGGACUGGCGGCUCUCCAGAACCUGCAGUUUCAAAUUGUUUCAAUGAUUCCUUCAGCUGUUUAUUCUCCCUCUUCAACCUCUCCACCUGCUGUUCAAGCCCCUUACUCUUCUCCUCCAGCCUGACUAAAUAAUUCUUCUUCCUCCUUCUAAACUCCCUUGAUCUCUCCAUUGUAGUCUUAGCUUUCUCCUUCUUGUCACCUCCUUCGUCACUGCCAGGCUGCAUAAGU
Messenger RNA from Moneuplotes crassus, 890 nucleotides. Lineage: Eukaryota; Ciliophora; Spirotrichea; Euplotida; Euplotidae. The record is from the annotation of a GenBank genome assembly.